AUGCCCAGAACGCUGAGGGAUGUUUUGGCCACCCUCACCUGCCUCCAGCUCCUUCUGCCCCUCGCCGCCGUGGAUUCCCUGCCCCUCACGUGGGACCAGGACAGGCUCCAGCUGGAAGCCGUCAAAAAGGGGAUCCUGGAGCGGCUGGGAAUGCCGGCUCCCCCCGUCAUCCGGCACCAGCCGGACCGGGAGAGCAUCCAGAGAGCGCAGCGGCUCUACCAGCAGAAAGUGGCAGAGCUGGCAGGGAACCGGAGCCGGGAAGAGGAGGAGGAGGAGGAAUCCAUGUCCAGGACCCGGCGUUUGCACAGCCUGACCCCCAUCCCGCCCCCGGGGAUUUGGGGGAUUCCCCGGGAGCGGCGGUUCUGCUGCCUGAGCGGAGCUGGUCACAAGCCCGGGCUGACGGGAGAACUGCCGGCUCUUACAUCAGCUGUCCCUUCUGUCCCCGCAGUGCUGCGCUGGCCGGACAUCCCGCAGGGAAACGGGGACUCCCAAGGACACCAGGACUCCCGCGGUCCCUACCGCUACCACCUCCUGCUCUCCCGCACCGAGGAAUUCCAGCGGCAGCUCCAGGUGGUUCAGGCGGAGCUGAAGCUCUUCAAGCGGUCGCCGGCGUCCCCCGAGAUGUCCCCGCGCGGCGCCUCGGUGCCCCCCCGGGUCACCAUCUACGCCCUGCAGGGGGACGAAGAGACCCCCCAGCUCGUGCAGAGCCAAGAGCUGGACCCCGAUUCCCGGAGCCUGGAUGUGACAGCAGCCAUCCAGCCCUGGGUGGCCGGUCCUGAGGCCACGCUGCGCCUGGAGCUGGACUUCACAGCCAACGUCUCGGGCGCACUGGCCACUUCAGAGGGGGAGACGCUGGUGCUGGAGGUGGAAACCCGGGAGAACGCGGCUCGGGGGGCCAGGAGAGCCCGGGGGCUGGAGGAGGAGUGCGGGAAGAGCGAUGGGAAGUGCUGCCUGAAGUCGCUGAAGGUCUCCUUCCAGGACAUCGGCUGGUCGGACUGGGUCAUCGCCCCCCACAGCUACUACAUGAGGUUCUGCGAGGGUUCCUGCCCCCACAACUACAAGCCGGCCAACAUGCACGCCCAGAUCAAAUCCCGGGUGCAUUCCCUGUCCAAGGCCACCCCCCCUCCCUGCUGUGUCCCUGCUGGAUACGACCCCAUGGUGCUGAUGCACUACGACGGCGAGGGCAGGCUGGUCUCCAGCGUCUUCGAGGACAUGCUGGUCACCAGGUGCCACUGUGCCUGAUGGCAUCGCUGGUGGCUCCAACUGGGAUGUGUCGCUGCCUGCCCAGGUGAGGCUUCCUGGCAGCUCCA
Messenger RNA from Corapipo altera (White-ruffed manakin), 1310 nucleotides. RefSeq names its product growth differentiation factor 15 (gene GDF15). Gene Ontology annotation, molecular function: growth factor activity; cytokine activity. The record is from RefSeq and is a predicted model, not a curated record. Gene Ontology annotation, cellular component: extracellular region. The transcript has 2 exons. Bases 1 to 1242 code for a protein of 413 amino acids. Gene Ontology annotation, biological process: SMAD protein signal transduction. NCBI's taxonomy places the organism in Eukaryota, Metazoa, Chordata, Aves, Passeriformes, Pipridae.